This is a messenger RNA of Clunio marinus, 189 nucleotides long. The record is from the annotation of a GenBank genome assembly. Lineage: Eukaryota; Metazoa; Arthropoda; Insecta; Diptera; Chironomidae.
AUGGGAAUAGGUUUCUUUCAUGUUUCAAUGCCUCAAACAAGCAUCAAAAGCAACGAACUUGAAAUUUAUAUAAGAAAAUUAAACGACAACGCUUUCUCAAUUAUUAAGCUUUUAGAAGUAAGCAUUUUGAGAAUAAAUUCUCAUCCAUCUAUGGUUUGUGUUGAUUCGUCCUACAAUUAUUAUGAAUAA